Molecule: messenger RNA, 7666 nt
Organism: Panthera uncia (snow leopard)
Lineage: Eukaryota; Metazoa; Chordata; Mammalia; Carnivora; Felidae
Product: toll-like receptor 2
Exons: 3
Coding region: 740-3094 (784 amino acids)
Biological process (GO): toll-like receptor signaling pathway; immune response; inflammatory response
Cellular component (GO): membrane
Molecular function (GO): transmembrane signaling receptor activity; protein binding; triacyl lipopeptide binding
Source: RefSeq, a predicted model, not a curated record
GUUGCACACGGGGCGCUAGGUCGCCGAAGCUCCCGCAGCCCCAGCCUGCGCGCCACCCUCCACUCCGAGCCCUGACGACGAGGGUCAGGACACAAAAAUUACUACAAAGAAACAGAACAGAAAAUUUAAGAACAUCUGUUUAUCAGAAGAUUCCACCAAGCAAGAAGGAAAGCGGCAGAGUGGAAGAAGAUACAGGCAUACUUUGUUUUAUUGCACUUGGCUUUGUUGCACUUUGCAGAUACUGUGUUUUUUACAAGUGUGUGUUGCAACCCUGCAUUGAGCAAGUCUGUCGCUGCCAUUUUUCCAACAGCAUUUGCUCACUUUGUGUCUCUGUGGCACAUUUUGGUAAUUCCGGCAAUAUUAUAUUCAAUAUUGUUGUUAUAUUCAUUAUGUUGAUCUAUGUUCAGUGAUUAUGACUCACUGAAAUCUCAGAUGAUGGUUAGCAUUCUUCAGCAAUGAGCAUUUAAAAAUUUGUUACUAUUUUUUUAUGUUUAUUUAUUUUUGAGAGAGAAACACAAACACAGUGCAAGUGGGGGAGGGCAGAGAGAGAGAGAGGGAGACACAGAAUCCGAAGCAGGCUCCAGGCUCUGAACUGUCAGCAUAGAGCCCGACGCGGGGCCCAAACCCAUGAACUGUGAGAUCAUGACCUGAGCCAAAGUCGGACACUUAAUUGACUGAGCCACCCUGGUGCCCCUAGCAAGAAGCAUUUUUAAAUGAGGUUGAAUUACUGGACUGGACAAUGUCACGUGUUUUGUGGACAGUAUGGGUCUUGGGGGCUGUAACCAGCCUCUCCAAGGAAGUGGCCCCUCAUCAGACUUCUCUGUCCUGUGACUCCAUGGGCGUCUGCGAGGGCCACUCCAGAUCUUUAAACUCCAUCCCCUCAGGACUCACGGCAACUGUUAGAAGCCUUGACCUCUCCAACAACGAGAUCACCUACAUUGGCAACAGUGACCUGCAGGGCUGUGUGAACCUCAGGGCUCUGAGGCUGGAGUCUAAUGAAAUUAACACGAUAGAGGAAGAUUCUUUUUUUUCCCUGAGGAGUCUCGAACAUUUGGACUUAUCCUAUAAUCACAUAUCUAAUUUAUCAUCCUCGUGGUUCAGGCCCCUUUCUUCCUUGAAGUUCUUAAACUUGCUGGGAAAUCCUUACAAAUCACUUGGGCAAACACCUCUUUUUUCUCAGCUCACAACUUUGCGAAUUCUGAAAGUAGGAAAUACUUACAGUUUCACUGCGAUUCAGGAAAAGGAUUUUGCUGGGCUGACUUUUCUUGAGGAACUUGAGAUUGAUGCUUCAAAUCUCCAGACGUAUGAGCCAGAGAGUUUGAAGUCCAUUCAGAACAUCAGCCAUCUGGCCCUUCGUAUGAAACAGCCUGAUUUGCUGCUGGAGAUUUUUGUAGAUCUUUUAAGUUCUGUGGAACAUUUGGAACUGAGAGAUACUCAUUUGAACACUUUACAUUUUUCAAAAGCAUCCAUCAAUGAAACAAAUACGUCGAUUAAAAAGUGGACGUUUAGAAACGUGAAAAUCACUGAUGGAAGUUUUAGCGAACUUGUAAAACUGUUGAAUUAUGUUUCUGGAGUGUUAGAAGUAGAGUUUGAGGACUGUACUCUCCAUGGGCUUGGCGACUUUGACGUAUCUGACAUGGGCAAAAUUGGAAGUGUAGGUGGGAUAGAGACAUUAACAGUACGGAGGUUGGUCAUUCCAUACUUCUACUCGUUUUAUGAUCUGAGUAGUGUGUAUUCACUUACAGAAAGAGUUAAAAGAAUCACAGUAGAAAGCAGUAAGGUGUUUCUGGUUCCUUGUUUACUUUCACAACAUUUAAAAUCAUUAGAAUAUUUGGAUCUCAGUGACAAUUUAAUGGUUGAAGAAUACUUGAGAAAUGCAGCCUGUGAGCAUGCCUGGCCCCUCCUACAAACCUUAAUUUUAAGGCAAAAUCGUUUGAAAUCAUUAGAAAAAACCGGAGAAACUUUGCUUACUCUGAAAAACUUGAUUAACCUGGAUAUUAGUAAGAACAGUUAUCUUUCUAUGCCUGAAACUUGUCAGUGGCCAGAAAAGUUGAAAUAUUUGAACUUAUCCAACACCAGAAUAUACAGCUUAACCCGAUGCAUCCCCUGGACACUGGAAAUUUUAGAUAUUAGCAAUAACAAUCUCGAUUCAUUUUCUCUGACUUUGCCACAACUCAAAGAACUUUAUAUUUCCAGAAAUAAGUUGAAGACUCUACCAGAUGCCUCCUUCUUACCCAUGUUACAGGUCAUGAGAAUCAGCAGAAAUGCAAUAAACACUUUCUCUAAGGAGCAACUUGAUUCUUUUCAAAGACUGACGACUUUGGAAGCUGGCGGCAACAAUUUCAUUUGCUCCUGUGAAUUCCUGUCUUUCACGCGGGAGCAGCAAGCACUGGCCCAGACCCUGACCGACUGGCCACACAAUUACCUGUGUGACUCUCCAUUCUAUGUGCGGGGCCAGCGGGUUCAGGACACCCAUCUCCCAGCUUCUGAAUGCCACAGGGCAGCUCUGGUGUCUGCCGUGUGCUGUGUCCUUUUCUUGUUGAUCCUGCUCACGGGGGUUCUGUGCCACCGUUUCCACGGGCUGUGGUACCUGAAAAUGAUGUGGGCUUGGCUCCAGGCCAAAAGGAAGCCCAGGAAAGCUCCCCAGCGGGACCUCUGCUAUGACGCCUUUGUGUCUUACAGCGAGCGGGAUUCCCACUGGGUGGAGAACCUUAUGGUCCAGGAGCUGGAGCACUUCGACCCUCCCUUCAAGUUGUGUCUUCACAAGCGGGACUUCAUUCCCGGCAAAUGGAUUAUCGACAACAUCAUCGACUCCAUCGAGAAGAGCCACAAGACCAUCUUUGUGCUUUCUGAAAACUUUGUCAAGAGUGAGUGGUGCAAGUACGAGCUGGACUUCUCCCACUUCCGUCUGUUUGAUGAGAACAACGAUGCUGUCAUUCUCAUUCUUCUGGAGCCCAUUGAGAAAAAGGCCAUCCCCCAGCGUUUCUGUAAGCUGCGGAAGAUAAUGAACACCAAGACCUACCUGGAGUGGCCCACAGACGAAGCUCAGCAGGAAGGGUUUUGGUUAAACUUGAGAACUGCAAUAAAGUCCUAGGUUCUUUCAUUAAAGGCCAGUCUUGGUUUGGUGGUGGUCUUUAUAUCACUAGUUGUAGCUGAGUCCAUUCUGACAGUUAUAGGUGGACCACAUAAAUGCACUGUCAUUUGAAGGCUUGCUUACUAAAACCACUAAAACUGUUCAUAUUUUGUCUAGAGUGCUGGUUUUUUUAAAAUGUUUUAUUAUUGUUUUGGGGGGAGUGGGGAGGGCUGGGAGAGAGGGAGAGAGGAUCCCAAGCAGGCUCUGUGCUGUCAGCACAGAGCCCAAUGUGGGGCUCAAACACACGAACUGUGAAGAUCAUGACCUGAGCUGAAAUCAAGACUCGGACGCUUAACUGACUGAGCUGCCCAGGUGCCUCUAGAGUGCUGUUUUAUAAAAACUACCAGAUUAAAAAUUAAAUGUUCUUGGCUUUUUAUUAAUCCUAUGAGAUGAUCAUGAUCUGAGUCGAUUAUUGACAUCUGAAUUAUCUGUGGCAAUUGGUUUAGUUCAUUAGGAAAUAGCACGAAGGAACAGAUUUCCCAUGAAUGUGUUGGUCAGUUUUCUGCAAGGAUACUCAUCCAUGUCUGCAGAUGGCAUUCUCUACCCCACUUAGCUGUUUCCUCACUGUGUGACUGCUCUCAAGAACAAGAAGGCAAAAGGUUGGUGCACUCAGCCAAACUUGUUGCUGUUCCUAGAAAGAAGUGCCUUGAGUCUGCAUUAAACUUUACAGUAUGCAAAGUACCUAGAUGGUGUAUUUUCACAUGAACUGGGUCUGUCUUUCUGGGUGUUUGAUAGGUUUCUCCAGUCAUAGUUACUUGAGAAAGGAUAUAUAACACAAUAUACAGUAAAUUGUGGCUUCCCAUGAAAAUGAAACUAAUGAAGUACAGUUGACGUAGAACAAGGCAGGGCUUAGGGGCAGUGAUGUACCCCCUCCCUCUGCACACUCAAACAUCUGUGUGUGUAACUUUUGACUUCCCAAACCUUAACUACUAGUUGUUUACUGUUGAUUGGAAGCCUUACUGAUAACAUAAGCAGCCAAUUAACACACAUAUUGUAUGUUAUAUAUAUUAUUGUAUGUGGUAUUCUUACACUAAAGUCAGCCAGAGAAAAGAACAUGUUACUAAGAAAACCAUACAUCUGAGCAUAAGUAGACCCAUGCAGUUUUAACCUGUGUUGUUCAAGGGUCAAGUGUGAAUGAAAUACUUAGUUUAGAAGACCACGAAAGAAGCCUCCCACAUCCCUGACUCUAAUCUUCCUUCAGCCUUUACCUCUGGGUGAAGUUCUGAUUAGUGUCUAGUUACUCUGGCUCUUGGUCCCUGUCUUCUCAUCCAUUUCUCCUGCAGCAUCUUGCUUUUUUCUCCUGAAAAAGUCUUGUUUCUGAUUCUAAAAAAGGCUCUCUUUUCCUCUGAACAUUUACAAAAGCACAUGUGAAGUAAGUAGAUCUUUAAACAAGUAUAUACCGGGCGCCUGGGUGGCUCGGUCGGUUAAGCGUUCGACUUCAGCUCAGGUCACGAUCUCACAGACCGUGAGUUCGAGCCCCGCGUCGGGCUCUGGGAUGAUGGCUCAGAGUCUGGAGCCUGCUUCCACUUCUGUGUCUCCCUCUCUGUCUGCCCCUCCCCUGUUCAUGCUCUGUCUCUCUCUGUCUCAAAAAUAAACGUAAAAAAAAAAUAAAAAUAAAAAAAAAAUAAACAAGUAUAUACCUAGCAAUUCCUCAACGUGACUCAAAAAAUAUUUGAUACAUAAUAAUUUAAAAGAUAGAUACUACUUCCAUAUGUUAAUUUUUAUAAGCUAGAGUUAAUACUACAUUGCAUUUAAUGCAAUGAAAUAAGCUAAGAACUAUUCGCUGAUUAGACACAAAUUUCUUAAGUUGGGAACCACAUGUGAAAGGAAGCUAACCUCCUCUGACCUGCUCAGUUCUUUUUUUUUUUUUUUUUUUUAUGUUUAUUUAUUUUGAGAGAAGGUGAGCACGGGAGGGGCAGAGAGAGAGGGCGAGAAAGAGAAUCCCCAAGCAGACUCUGCACUGUCCACACAGAGCCCCAUGUGGGGCUCUGGCUCACAAACUGUGAGAUCAUGACCCGAAUAGAAAUGACCGAGUAGAAAUGACCUGACCUGCUUAGUUCUCAGCCAGAACUGGGUUCGUGUGCUUCAUUGAGCUCUGGAGUCAGAAAAACCUGGGUCAGUAGAUGCGUAUCUUUGGGCAAGUCACUUAACCUGUCCCCAAAUAUUCUCCUGCCCUUAGAAUAGGAACAGUAAUAUCUACAUCAAAGGGUAUGAUGUAGGUCUGAAUGUACAGCAGGGUAAGUAAACCAAUGAGUGCAUGCCCCUUGGUUCCCACUCCCUCUGGAGGGGUGAGGGGGGCAAGAGGACCAAACCUCUGAGAACGGGAACCAUGGAUGUUUGCGUGGGGUAAUAGGGAUGCCGGUAGUGGAUGUUAGCUAUUAUUUUUUUCCCCAAGAAGUGAUUCAUCUUACAGAUUAUAGUUUAUAAAUGUAUAUUUUUCUCUUAUGGGUACUAGCAGUGAUACAAGGGACCCUGUUUGUUUUUUGUUUUUUGUGUUUUUUUUUUUUUUUGUAGAAAAAAAUCCCAGAGAAAUAAAUUCAUUAAGUGCAUAGCAGAUUUUAGGCCUGGGGAAACUCACAGUGUUUCUUCUCUCUCAUAACAACUCCUGGGAAGUAUAAAGGAGGAAACAGUAGCUAGUCUAAGAAAAAAAUGGACAAGUUCAGGAGAAGGAAACUUGAGAUGCUACAGAAACCAAAGGCAAUUAUGGACUAUUUGCUUUACUUCUCUAUGUCCUCCAUUAAGUACAAUGUUAAUUAUCAUGAGAACCAGAUAAAUUUAACAUGGACUUGGUCUGUAGAUUUAAUUUCAGUAAUUUAAACAGCAAUCGAAAUAGCUCCAUGGUUAAUUGAUAGAUCUGAAGUAAUAUAAAAAUCUUUAUUUUUCUCAUCGCAAAUGUUAAACAUGUUCACUGUAGAAAUUUUGGACGCGAGGUAAGAGCAUAGAAAGAACGAAUCCACUCUUCCCCCUUCACCUUGGGAUGACCACUGGUAACUGUGUAGUGUAUAGCCCUCCAUAAUUUUUUCAACGUAUAUAUACAUAUUCAAAAAAUUGGGAUGAGGUGUUCAAUGCCUAAACUAUGAAGGGAAUGGCAUCUUUAUUGUUUUGUGUGAGAUUGUUUAGUGAUUAUCCAACAUUUCUGAACUCUGAGGGUCAUUUAGAAUUCUAUGCAGACACAUACGGUUUACUCUCCCUGAGUUGCAAAGGGUUCUAAAGGCUAUCCUCCUGCAGCUGUUCAUAAAAGAUAAAUGGGAAAUGCAUCAGAGGUCAAUUUAAGGGCUCCUUUUAUAGAAGAAAACACUUUAAGGUAGUGCUUUAUCCAACAGUGACAUGUUUUUAUUUGUCAAUAGACUAUAAGCUCAGGAAUCUUAUUUUCUCUCGUUAAUCCUUGCCCAUGCCUGGUAUGGAAUAAGUAUUGAAUUAAUGAAAUAUUUGCUGAAUAGGGAAAUAAAUCAGAGUUCAAUCUAAUAAUCUGGAUGGUGAGUCAAUCAUAAUACUGAAGGAUUGGGAAGUUUCAAGAAGGAAAAUUACCAACAGGUAGAAAAAAUCUGAGUGUGAGUUUUUUCAUUAUGACUGUGAUAGAACUUUGAAUAGCAUUAAGUUAAGAACAUGGCCUAUGUUUUUGACAGUAGGUGUGUUUCCUUUCUACUUCAUACAAGUGUAAUGUCUUCAAGUGUGCAGAGUAGAUGUCUGAUAUUAUGUGUGUGGUGGUCGCUGUCCAACAACUCACCAGCAAUUUAAAGCAAAUUAAUUUGGGGAGUCUAGUGUAUCGUUCUUGAGUUAAUUCUUUUGGACAGUUCUUUCCUAUCCCAUUAAUUUUACCCCCUCCUGCUGGAUUAAUUCAUUCUUUCAGCAAAUAAUUACUGAGUGCCUAUUAUAUCCAGCUAGUGCUCCAAGUGCUGGAGAUACAAUAGGGAACUAAAUAGAUAAAAUUCUCUGCCUUCCUGGAAGGGGAGACAAACAAUAACAAACAAAUGUAUGGUAUGAUUUCAGGUGUUGAUAAGUGCUAUGAGGAAAAUGAAAGCAGAGUACAGCAACAGUGAUGGUGUGUGUGUGUGUGUGUGUGUGCAUGCGUGCAUGUGAACAGAGUGGCACAAAAGAAGAGAGUGGUUUUCCUCCACUUUAAUGCAACCCUUGGAUGGGUCAAGUGCACUUGGCAGGCCCGGGAAAUGCAGUGCAGCUGUGGCCCUUUGAAUGGGCUGGGCUGUGGCACCUAGCGCUAGACAUUUUGGGAAUAAUGCCCUCUACGCAGAGGCCUUUAUGGUGCCAAAGCUGCAGUAAUCUCCUUGAACUGUAGAUUACUUAACAACUCUGCCUACGUCUUUGAAGAUGUUGAACCGGUUGUAACUAAAUGUUGUAGGUAAGAAGUACAUUAUCAGCCAAAUUAGAGGUAGGAUGUCCAUGGCGGGUGCUAACAAAUGGGCUGCAUGCAUCAAUUAGAAAAUGAUCACAAGGGGAAAGAUGCAAAGUGUGCUCUAUUUGUUUAUUCUGUUGUUCAUGUUAAAACCAAACACAAACAGAGGCCAGACUUGAAAA